Molecule: messenger RNA, 231 nt
Organism: Trametes versicolor FP-101664 SS1
Lineage: Eukaryota; Fungi; Basidiomycota; Agaricomycetes; Polyporales; Polyporaceae
Exons: 2
Molecular function (GO): protein dimerization activity
Source: RefSeq, a predicted model, not a curated record
UUCCCGAACCUCUUGUGCAUGGCUAUCGAUUUUUUGACGCUCCCAGCCACAGUGGCCACAGUGGAGCAUACAUUCAGCCUUGGACGACUCCUACUCCCACACAUGCGCAGCCGUAUGUGCGGACAGACCUCUCGUGCCCUUCUAUGCCUCAAGAUCUGGAGUGAGGCCGGGUUUGUCAAGCAGACGGAUGCAAAUAAGGUUGCGCAGAUGGAGGAUUUGGAUGAUGAUUAG